CGCUGCUCGAGAUAGUACCUUCUCUCCAUGGUGAUGAGUGCAGCGGGGCGAGGGGUCAGAGUUGAAUGUUUGACAGAAAGCUGAAUAUGGAUUCCAUAUUUCAUGAGAAACAAGAGGGCUCCCUGUGCGCCCAGCACUGCCUCAACAACCUCCUGCAGGGCGAGUACUUCACUCCCGUGGACCUGUCCUCCAUCGCCCAUCAGCUCGAUGAAGAGGAGAGGAUGAGGAUGGCGGAGGGAGGAAUGGCCAGCGAAGAGUACAGGACCUUCUUACAGCAACCCUCUGGGAACAUGGAUGACAGUGGGUUCUUUUCAAUACAAGUUAUUAGCAACGCUCUAAGAGUGUGGGGCUUGGAACUAAUCCUCUUCAACAGCCGGGAGUACCAGAGCUUGAUGAUAAAUCCAAUAAAUGAGAACGCCUUCAUUUGCAACUACAAGGAGCACUGGUUUACUAUACGCAAACUGGGACAACAGUGGUUUAACCUGAAUUCACUUUUGACUGGACCAGAGCUUAUAUCAGACACCUAUCUAGCCCUUUUUCUUGCACAGUUACAACAAGAAGGUUAUUCCAUAUUUGUGAUCCGAGGAAACCUACCCGAGUGUGAGGCAGAGCAGAUCCUUCGGUUCAUGAGAGUGCAACAGCAGCAGCGGCCCAGGCUCAUUGGAGAGGAUGAAGCCCAGACAAGUGCAGGCAGCAGGUCAGCAGCUCUGAGCCAGGCAGAAGUGGGCUUUGUUGUGGAGGAUGAGGUUGUGGAUGAAGAUGAAGAACUGAAGAGAGCCCUGGCACUAAGCAGACAGGACAUAGACGUGGAAGAUGAGGAGGCUGAUCUUCGCAGGGCCAUACAGCUCAGCAUGCAAGGAGCAGUGAUGAGCAACACAUCUCCAGAGUCCGAAGCAGGAAGUGUGAAAUCAGGCAGCCAGGCAGCAGGGAGUUCUACAGGAGGCCAAAGCGACACACUUACAGCUGAGGAACUGAGGAAGAGGAGACAAGCCUACUUUGAUCGGCAGCAGCAACAAGCUCAGUCGAAUAUUUCUCAACAACCGGACCCAAAAUCAACAGGUGGCUCAGGAUCUGUAAACACUGGCUCUGAGGAGGACCAACAACAAAAGCGCAGCCAGUGAAGAUGUGAAAAGGUUUGCCUGCAUUGUUUACCAGCUGCCUGGAUCGGCAACCCCACACAGGGGUAGCUUUUCUCCUUCCUCUAACCUUUUGCACGUGCGGACAUAAGGACAGUCAGAAGGCUGACACGUUUCUCCCGAUUAGUUCGCCACAGAGGCUACAGAGGAGAGCAACGAAGAACACUAACAAAGUAAAGGCAGCAGAUAGUCUAAUCUAACUCAGUGAGACACUAAGCAUGGGAAAAGGGUGACCACAGAACUCAUGAUGCAGUUAAUCCAAGUUUGCAAUUGCCUUUGUACCAUGGCGCCUUCUAUUUGUAUUGUGUACUGUUUUUUUUAUUCUCGUUUAUUCUCUGGAAGAGAUGGAAAGGAAUCUUCACCAUACAGUACAAAGGGUGUGUUUACUUGCUUGGCGUGAAUACAUACAGAGACGAAUGUUCACUGAAAGUCACAGGAGACCAAUGUCUAGACCACAGAUAAAAGCUUCAUUAGAUAAUGACAGAACCCCUCUACCUUUAUACUGGACUUGGGUUUGUGGGAACUUAAGAUGUGAAUCCAUUGGCCGCUCCACCACAACACCCGUGCAGUUUUGAAAUCACUUCUUUUUUGCAAUGAACUGAAACAUCUUUAAGCCAGCAGCACUAAUAUAUGUGGGUCAUUUUAUUCCUGACAUCAUCAAUCACUUCACUUCUACAGAGUGAAUUCCCAAGGUAUUUAGACAACCACAUGUUUUCGAUGUUGUGGUUUUGUUUUUACGAUUAAGCUUAUAAGCAGGCAUAAUGAAACUUAAGAUUUCAAAGCCUACAAACGGUGUUUUGUCCAAUUUGGUAGGGUAGUUAACAAAAUUAUUGAAGAGAGCUAUUUGUUGAAUCUAGGAUACGCUCCACUGAUGGAUAUUUUUCAUAUCCUGUCUACAAUAAGUUGACAUGUAAUGGGAACAAAAACAAAAUCUAUAGACAAUAUGACACUGAUAGAUAAAUGCAUAUUUCAUUUUACUUGCACAGUAUGAUCACUUAAAAAGGUCUAUUACGCCUAAAUUUUAGCCUGUAUUUGACUUCACAUGUUGUUUCUCUUCAUCAGUAUUUGUCAGGAACUGUAAGGGGUAUAUUUCAAGAAAGGUUGUCACGGGAUAAAGCGGUGGAAGACAAUGGCUGAUCGAUGAAACAACAGUCAAAUAUUACGAAAGAGGGACGAUUGUUAUGUAAUCUCAUAAUUCCUAAAAUAUAAAAUCCAAAGAAUGAACCAAAACAUCAAAAAUGUGUCAACAUACAUACAUUCCCCCGCCCAUUCAAUUCUGAACAUGAUUUGUUUGAAAUCUCACAUUUUUUCGACAAGUCUCCGUUAAGUCUUGGAAAAACUAAAUCAUGUCACAACACACAGUUUUGAUGGAUAAACCUCAUUGUGGCAUUAAAAACAAUUACAUUAGUUUACACUUUAAUAACUUUUGGAACCGAUCAGCAUGGAUAUGUCUUAAUUCCUCCACCAAAGUACUGGAUGUCAUGUCAAGUUUGACUUUUCAUGCUGGUUCCAUGAAUUCAUGGAUUUUUUGGUUCCUUUUGAUCUGCUUUUUCUUUUCUAUUUAAAAUACACAAACAGUAUAGAAUAUUGUUGGUUAGGUUUUUAUCAUAACAUUGUUAUCACAUUGCGUACUAACAAGAACUAAUUCAUUCAUUUUUGUUAUAUUUCACAAUACCACUGCACAUUCUUUCAUUAGAUGCAUUAGUUAGUGUUCCAGGAUUAAAGUGAUAUUCACUCCUAAA
Messenger RNA from Scophthalmus maximus (turbot), 2878 nucleotides. RefSeq names its product ataxin 3 (gene atxn3). NCBI's taxonomy places the organism in Eukaryota, Metazoa, Chordata, Actinopteri, Pleuronectiformes, Scophthalmidae. Gene Ontology annotation, molecular function: cysteine-type deubiquitinase activity. The transcript has 11 exons. Bases 66 to 1121 code for a protein of 351 amino acids. Gene Ontology annotation, biological process: protein deubiquitination. Gene Ontology annotation, cellular component: nucleus. The record is from RefSeq and is a predicted model, not a curated record.